This is a messenger RNA of Medicago truncatula (barrel medic), 1882 nucleotides long. RefSeq names its product serine/threonine-protein kinase BSK5. The record is from RefSeq and is a predicted model, not a curated record. The coding region runs from base 216 to 1694 and encodes 492 amino acids. Gene Ontology annotation, biological process: brassinosteroid mediated signaling pathway; protein phosphorylation. Gene Ontology annotation, molecular function: ATP binding; protein binding; protein kinase activity. NCBI's taxonomy places the organism in Eukaryota, Viridiplantae, Streptophyta, Magnoliopsida, Fabales, Fabaceae. The transcript has 10 exons.
UUUCCCACUGACUUUCUUUCUUUCUCUCUUCCCAAACAACACCGCCGUAUUUCACUUUCUUCCUCCUUUUACUAAAAACUUCACUUCAUCUUUUCUCCUACUUCAAAAACUCAAAACCAAACAGAAACAGAAAAAAGAACAACACUGUUACAGUGACACAACACACAGAAGCAAAAGAAGUUUGUUUUGUUUUUGUUUGGUUGCAUUUUUCACCAAUGGGAGCUCGUUGCUCUAAACUCUCUCUAUGCUGGUGGCCUUCUCAUAUCAAAUCAAAUCAUCACAACCUCUCUGAUAAUGAUGAUGAUGGGAGCAAGAAACAGAAGGAUUCUUCUGUUGGUUUUGCUGAAUACAGUUUGGAUCAACUAAGAGUUGCAACAGAAGGAUUUUCAUCAGACAACAUUGUCUCUGAACAUGGUGAAAAAGCUCCUAAUGUUGUCUACAGAGGUUGUCUUGAAGAUGAUAGGUUGGUUGCUGUGAAGCGUUUCAACAAGUCUGCUUGGCCUGAUUCUCGUCAAUUCCUAGAGGUAGCACGAGCCGUGGGGGAGCUAAGGAGUGAAAGAUUAGCUAACUUGGUUGGAUGUUGCAUAGAUGGAGACGAGAGAUUGCUUGUUGCUGAGUUCAUGCCAAAUGAAACUCUCUCUAAACAUCUUUUUCAUUGGGAUGUCCAACCCAUGAAAUGGGCAAUGAGGCUGAGGGUAGCUUUGUAUUUAGCACAAGCCUUGGAAUACUGCAAUAGCAGAGGAAAGGCAUUGUACCAUGAUCUUAAUGCUUAUAGAAUUUUAUUUGAUCAGGAAGGAAACCCUAGACUCUCUUGUUUUGGACUCAUAAAAAACAGUAGAGAUGGCAAAAGCUAUAGCACAAAUUUAGCCUUCACUCCUCCAGAGUACUUAAGGACAGGAAGAUUCACCCCUGAAAGUGUAAUUUACAGCUUUGGAACCUUAUUGCUUGAUCUUUUAAGUGGAAAGCAUAUUCCACCGAGUCAUGCACUUGAUCUUAUACGAGGCAAAAACUUUCAAAUGUUGAUGGACUCAUGUUUGGAAGGUCAUUUUUCAAAUGAUGAUGGUACUGAACUAGUGAGAUUAGCUUCGCGUUGUUUACAAUACGAACCUCGUGAGAGACCAAAUGCCAAGUCCCUUGUGACUGCUCUCACCCCUCUUCAGAAAGAAACUUCAGUAUUGUCAUAUGUUUCAAUGGGCCUACCAGAUAGGAGUCUAUCAUCAAAAGAAACAGUUACAAUAACGCAGUUUGGUGAAGCUUGUUCAAGAAGAGAUCUGACUGCAAUACAUGAAAUUUUGGAAAAGGUGGGCUACAAGGACGAAGAACAUGUUGCGAAUGAGCUAUCCUUUCAAAUGUGGACAAAUCAAAUACAAGAUACACUAAAUUUCAAGAAGCGUGGUGAUUCGGCUUUUCACGCAAAAGACUUCUCUACGGCCAUUGACUGCUAUACCCAAUUUAUCGAUGGUGGCACCAUGGUAUCGCCAACUGUGUACGCUAGGCGCUGCCUGUGCUACAUGAUGAAUGACAUGGCACAAGAAGCACUUGGAGACGCAAUGCAAGCUCAGUCGAUAGCUCCCACUUGGCCAACUGCAUUCUAUCUUCAAGCAGUUUCACUCUCCAGCCUUGGCAUGGAUAAUGAUGCACAAGAAAGUCUCAAAGAUGGCAAAACACUGGAAACUAGAAAGCAUUGGAAUUGAAAUUGUAUAGUGUUUUUUAUUAUUUCUCCCUUAUUUACCAACCAAAUUUUAAGCAUGGUUAUUGAAUGUAUCUAAUGAAUCUUUCCUUCAGCUUUUAGGCUUCUGGUUGUGAUGGCCAUGGCUUCCAUGAAUUUCCUUUUGUUUUUUUGGUCUGAUGAUGUGAAUCUCAAAUUUUAAUUUUCUUAUAA